AUGGCGGAUAGAUUUGACGACGACAUUAUAACCACCUCUGGCGCCGCUAAGUAUGUUGCGGACGGAGAUGUUAUGCGCGAGAAGGCGCCGGCUGCCGCAGCUUCUACGGACGAACGCGUACCGGGAAGCCUCUCACACGCUGACCGCACGCAGGGGACGGACCCCGUCAGCGGCAUGGAUUACGGCUCGCUUGGUGUUCUUAAUAUGGAAUGCGUCAAGAGCCUCAGGAGCGACCCCGAUGUGCCGCUGAAGGACAGAAUCAGGCUUUGGCACGCAAUGUGCCCCACCGACUUCCUCAACCUUUUGGGAAGCUCGGGCGCCAAGGAGAGUUGCUGCGUCAUCCACGCCGAGUCGCUGAUUGUGCAUGUCGUUUGCAGUGCUGAAAAGGAGGGGAACGUCCUCCUUGACUUCGCUAAGGGACCGCAGACCCUCCAACUGAUAUACCGCGUUGAACGCAUAUUGAGCCAGAUCUUGAGGUGUGGAGGGACAUUCGAGCUGGUUUUCUUCGACGUCUUCAAACAGCUCUUCGACCCAACGUACUGCCAUGCAGCUGACGGCGACGUCGAAGAUGAGGAAGAGCAAUCGCAGUUUUUCGACGGCUACCUGCUUUUGCGAGAGGUGCUGCUGACGCACGCUAAACUCAACAACAUCCCGCAUUUCGUAUUCCGGGAUUGGUACGAUCAGGAAUGGAUCGACCAUGUCAACCACUGUGACCCGUCGUGCAUAUUGGUUGAGGAGGGGUCUUCGUUCCUUUACAAGCAUCGCACAAUUUAUGAACUGGUUGACACCACCAGCACUGGGGAACCUAACGAGCAGAACGGGGAGAUCGUCGAGGAGUUCCAAGUUCAGCAGCGGUACAUCGACAGGUUCACGUUUGCAGCACACGCGUUGGUGAUGCACAGCCUGUCUAUUAACGUGUCGGUCGCUUACUUGUUCGAGAUCGGACCUUUUGCCCACAACUUCAAGGCGUUCACCUCGUUCCCCAGCAGUUGCACGCCACCACCAACUCUCUUAGAAGAGGUGGAGGCGAGGUUCCGCGCAGAAUACCCAUAUCGCAGUGUACAAGAUGGCGCCACACAGGACGAAGAGGAUGGAGAUGUGCCAGAACUCAUAGAAGAGCUUGCUGGCCUGGGAGUGGAGCCGAGGAUACGGCAGUUGGUUGCAUGUAACUACCUGAAGAGCUUCACGGCAAUGAAGCAGGAGGCGGGUGAUGAUUUGGACGAGGAAGCUGCCCUAUACAUUGACAGCUGCUUGCUGACAUUCAAGGUUCUUCUCCUGCAUAACUACUUGUUGGAUAUUCUGCCGCUAGAAAGCAGGUGUACCCGCCGAAUUGACGCCGAAAACUGGGAAUUCUUUAUCACCUACGUUGCGGCAACCCUGGACCUUAUGGCAUCGACUACGGUUCCCGUGUUCAACGGAAUCGCAAAGAAUCUCGACAAAAUGGCUGACUCGAAGAAGGAUGCCGCGGACCUGUUCGACGGCAACCUGUUCACUUCCAUUUUGCACUGCAUGGCUGUUUACGCUAAGGACCAUGGCAACAAGGUGGAUGGCGCAUUCAUUACUUUGGAUAAGGACCUCGCUGCGAGCAUGGACAAGAUGUACGGGCACUUUUCCGGAAAUGUUAAUGACACAGUGUUCCCUAUAGACUUGGCUCCAUUUGCCGAUGUCGGCAUUUAUGACUGCGUAGAGGCCGACUCAAGCGUCCCUGAUGCGGACGUUGAGACCGACGUUCUCAACGUCGACAACCAGUUCGUUAACAUGUACUUCGGUUUGAAUGCAUUCCGGGACAAGAUCAAGUUCUACAAUGGCGAUAACUCCCACACUCUGACAACGUUUGCCGCCACUAACUGGAGGGAUCCCGCGCUAGUAUCGGAAAAAUUGGAGUGCAUAGAUUACUUUUUCAAAAUCGAGAAACCGGACAAGUACGCUAAUAUGCCGAAACGUACGCAAAGGCAGGAACAGCGAAGUAUGCAGCGGCAGACAGCCUUUUCGCAUUUGCUAUCGAGGUACAUGGGCUCCAACAACCUGCACCAUCCGAUAGUGCCCAAACUUGACCACCCGUGGUUAGAUGUGAAACAAAAAGCCUUGGAGGAGAGCGAACAAACGAAAGAUGAGGGAACUGUAGAUGCACGGGCAAGCGCUAAACCCGCUAAGAAGGAUAAGCAUGCAAAGGACGCCAAGAAAGAAAAGACGGUCAAGGUGAAAACGUCGGCCAAAGCUGAAUUGUUGAAACAGAAGCAUACGGCAGCACAGGAAAGCAAAGGCCGGGAGGCGGAUUUGAAGACUCUCGACAGAUAUUCUGGCAGACUUGCUUCUCUGUUUUCUCCUGAGCACGACUUCGAUGUGAUUUACACGAACAUCCUCGAGCACACUGCAGGGCCGAAUCGCGCUGUGGACCUCACAGAGGACUUUAAGUGGCUGAAAAGCGUCAUCAACACGAAGGCAAUACAAUUGCAGUUUGUGCUAAAGAUGAUCGAAACGCUGUUGAGAACCUUCGAGGGUUACCGUAUGCGCGCGCUUAACCGAAGGGGUGCGAGGGCGUCGCUGAGGCGCACCGUUUGCAUCACGUUAAGGCUCAUACACGACUGCUUUAAGGAGUACAAGGCCCUAAUUGACGGACCGGGAAUCACCCUUUUGCAGAGGUUCCUCAUGAAGUUGGGCAUGCCCGUGAGCGCAAACAAUCUGUUCAAUGCGUGGCUUAAGAUCCAUGAUGACAAAAAGAACAAGAAGUUCAAGGUUGAAAGUGAGGAAGAGUUCGAUUACGCAAUACCAAAGGGCAUGGAAUUCGAAUUCCAGAUCGCAUAUAUGGGCGACCUCAUGGAACGUACCCUGGGCUCCACGGAGGACCCUAGGGUGUUGUUCAAACCUGAUGCGUGGCAGAAAUUGCUUCUCGAUGCCGUUGAUGCCAGAGAGUCUGCGUUGGUUGUGGCCCCCACUUCCACUGGUAAAACAUACAUCUGUUACUACGCCAUGGAACAAGGACUGAGGCUGGAUGACGAGGGCAUUGUUAUCUACGUGUCACCGAAUACUGCGCUGGCGCUACAGGUCACGUACGAAAUUACAGCCAGGUUCUCGUCGAAGAACUACGCGUCACAUUCAAGUGCCGCAGUCCUCAGCGCAAGUUUCUUGGAGAAGUUCCACGAUCCCAAGUGGAAUUGUGCCCAGAUUCUGGUAACGGUGCCUGCCAUUCUUGAGCAGCUGCUCAUUUCUAUGAGAACCAGUGAACUCGGAUACGCCAAACGUAUCGAAUACAUCAUUCUCGACGAAAUUCACUGCGUCUCCGACGAAGAAAUUGGGCCGUUCCUCGAAAGGAUCAUACACCUCACUGCGGCCCCGUUCCUGGCGCUGUCGGCCACCGUCGGCAACCCCAUGCAGUUCCAUUCGUGGCUAUCGAAGGUGGAGAAAGUUCGCAUGAACACGAAAUCGGCGAAGGUGCACUACAUUUACUUUGACGAGCGAUUCUCCGAUCUCAAAUUGGAGUUCUAUUCAAACAAGCAUCUCGUGCCGCUCAACCCUGCCACUUGUCUGUCCUACGACAACGUGAAAACGAGUGGGUUCCCCAAGGAUCUCUACCUGAUGCCCAAAGAUUUGAUGGUACUACUCAGGUGCACCAAUGCCGUCAUGGGAAACAGAUGCCCUGACCUUGACUACCUGGACCCAUCAGUCUACUUUAGUGGAACACCGAUGAUCACAAAGAGGCAGUACCGAUACUGGCUACAGACCUAUAUUACCGAAUUCACAAGACAGGUGCAAAACGGUGUAAUUGGCGAGGACGACUUCCGGAACAUCAUGGAAAACCUGAAGUCGGUGAACACAUCGGUGUCUCCGGCCGACGUAACAGCCGCCACCGACGACACCACGGAUGGAAUAUUCAAGCUCUACCCUUCGUUGAAACCGCUACAGAUCAAGAACAAUGUAAAUGGUGGUUCGUCAGAUGCUAACGGUGACGUCAACUCGGCGUCCUCCCCAAGGAGUAAAAGAUCUGCGGCUAUAUCAUCAAGCAUCACGGAGUCACGUGACUAUUUGGAUCCGGCGGAAUCGCUGGCAUUGCUCGACACUUUGGAACAGACCAAGAGGUUGCCAUGUCUGGGAUUCACGUUUGACCGCAACCAUAUGGAGCACAUGCUCAUAUCGGUGACCCAGUUACUCAAACGUAGGCAGUGGGAGAAGUACUACGGUACCCCCGAAGCUAGGGCGUGGACCAACGCGGAAAACAAGCGUCGCAUAGACCACUACCAGAUGCUGAUGCGGCAGUAUGAAGCGGAAACUAAAAUGCGUGGUGCCAGCCGAGAACAGAAGGAGGAGCAGGGUAUCGGCGGCAAGGUCGAGGAGUUCAUUGAGCUGCCCAAGGAGCCAGUGGAUGUCGCGGAAGACUAUGACCCCGAGUUCAAUUAUUACAAUCGCAAGAUAUACGUUAACUAUACUGAGGAGGUGGAGAAUUUUAUCAAGAUUGCUGCUGCGUCCAUUAGUGGCAGGAAGGAUGUGGACAUUUUCAUCGAGGCCAUGCGUCGUGGUAUCGGUAUCCACCACGAGGGUCUGCCACACAAGUUCACGAUGCUCACGGAAACGCUGUUCAGGAUGGGUUUCCUGCGGGUGUUGCUUUCGGGACGCAGUCUGGCGUUCGGUAUCAACGUCCCAUGUAAGAGUGUCGUCUUCAUGGGUGACAACCACGAGCUCAACCCACUCAUGUACAAGCAAAUGAGUGGUCGGUGUGGUCGUCGUGGAUUCGAUCUUUCGGGACAUGUCAUUUUCUGGGGAAUCCCAAUGAAGCGGGUACGCCAGCUGCUGACUGCGCAACUUGCCAAUCUCUGUGGGUAUGCCUCGUGCAGCCCUACAGAGUCACUGGCAACUCUAUCUGCCUUCAACAGCUUGCUGGUAUCCGUCAAGUCCAGGCCGCCGCAACAGCAAAGCAAGGGCAAGAUAUCCACCACUGACGCCCGCGUUCGCAAGCUCGAGGUUAUAACCAGGAGCCGUGAUGCAGUUGUGAACCCGCGUACCGUCGUGAAGCGUUUGGCAUCGAUUUUCAUGCACCCGCUUAAGCCACAAUCCGAUUUCAGUGAUGACGAGGUUUUGAUUUUCCGCUCAUGCGUGGAAACUUUGUUCAAGCUCGGUUUCAUAGAUUCUAGCGGACUUGUCAGGGGCUGUUGCGAGCUCGCGCUGCUCACCAGGGAGGCCCACCCGACCAACCUAUUCAUUGCGCAUCUUGCGCAGAUCGGUAAACUGCAUGAACUAGCUGGUACGGGUGAAGCGGAUUCGCCGGACAAGCUCAUGGAUAUCAUCUCCAAAUUUGCAUACAAACGGAAACAGCUCGGAACUACUAUUACGCUGAGACGGCUGCUUCCGCAGAGGGUGCGUUGCGGUGACAGAUACUCCACGAAACUUGUGUCUAACAUCGAUGUGAGGAGAGGUGAAGGAGGCGUGGGAGUGGAGUUGCUUUAUCCAGACUCGUUCCCGUUGCUCCCGGCAACUGAUGGCAAACUUCGUGAAAUGAUCGACGAGUACAACACUAAGGUGCUAGGCGUCUUAUCGAAGUAUCAGGCGUACCUGAAACCCAUGGAAGCCAAGCUGCCGUUGUCCAACGUGGACUUCCGUUGCAAGGCACAGGACCAGCUCGGCUGGUUUGCCGAGAAGAGGCGUGGCAUGCAGUUCAGCAGCCUCUACUCCCCGUUCGUUGCCAUCAACGGUAUCAAGGGCCACUUCAACACCGCCCGCGAACUGUGGCUUGGCACCCGAGCGUCAUCGGAGAUUACGCUGGAUAUGGUGCCAACCAUCGAGUCAUUCGAGAUCGACGUCGUGCAGCUGGACCCGCACUUCAAUGUGCUCAAGCAGAUUGCGAUGUCGCUUGACAACUCAUACGUCAUUGACUACUGGAGCCACGGGCGCUUCUCAUUGGCCCGCGAUGCUAACGGUCUCGGCCAGCAGAUGAAGCUGACCCUGAACGCCUACACCAACGGCGGAUCCUGGGAGGACCCGCUGCAGGUAGCCGUGGAGCAGGCUCUCGAGCGCUACGAGACAGCCUUCAACCGCAUUUGA
This is a messenger RNA of Babesia ovata, 6033 nucleotides long. RefSeq names its product DEAD DEAH box protein. The transcript is spliced from 2 exons. The coding region runs from base 1 to 6033 and encodes 2010 amino acids. Gene Ontology annotation, cellular component: cytoplasm. Gene Ontology annotation, molecular function: ATP binding; nucleic acid binding. The record is from RefSeq and is a predicted model, not a curated record. Lineage: Eukaryota; Apicomplexa; Aconoidasida; Piroplasmida; Babesiidae.